Messenger RNA from Lutzomyia longipalpis, 2129 nucleotides. RefSeq names its product multiple inositol polyphosphate phosphatase 1-like. Gene Ontology annotation, molecular function: acid phosphatase activity; inositol phosphate phosphatase activity. Bases 692 to 1957 code for a protein of 421 amino acids. The transcript is spliced from 3 exons. NCBI's taxonomy places the organism in Eukaryota, Metazoa, Arthropoda, Insecta, Diptera, Psychodidae. The record is from RefSeq and is a predicted model, not a curated record.
UUUUUUUUUCGCAAUCAAAUUUUUUAUUUUCAAAGAAAAUUUCCCGGCUUUUCCUGAGCUUUUCAAUGAGUCAUUUUUAUGAAGUAAAAAAUAUAAAAUUUGAUCUGAAAAUUCUGAACCGGAUAUAUGAAAAAUUCACCUUAAAAAUUAGGCAAGAAAUUUUAAUUAAAAACUUAUUUUUAAAGAAAGUUUAAGGAUUUAUUUAAAAAAAAAAACUUUAAAUAUUUAUUCCUGUAAAAUUCAAUCAUUCCUGAUCAAUUUGUUAAGUUUCCUCAUUUGUUGAAAGCUCCUAAAAAAAAUAAUUAAACUCAUGAUAAUUAUUUUCAACCACAUGAAUUUAAAUUAAACUCCAAAAGAGAUAAUUUUCCCCUCAUAAAAUCUCAACUUCAUAAAAGCAAAUUCAGUUUAACUAACUCUCCUCCAUCCAUGUCGUGUCUCUUCACACAUUCAUAAAAUUCAUUCCACACAGAGUAAUUAAAUCUUUUGUGGGGGCAUCGUGAGUAAACAUCCAGGAACACUGCAGUGAUUGUUUAGUGGAGAAUAAAAUUGAAAAUCACCAACAAGACGCCCCAUUCCCACCCCUUUUCUUUUUGGGGAAAAUUCUAUUAAAGUUACCAGCUGGAGUGUGUUGGAAAAACCAAUUGGUGUGUAAUUAAUUUUCAUUGAUCCUCCUUACAUUAAAUGCGGUGAAAUGAAUUUCCCUGCCUGCCUUAUCCUCGUCAAUCUCCUCUGGUUGAUGGGCAAAGUGACCCCGGCUGUGAUUGUGGAAGCACCCACAACGGGGGAUUAUUGCUUCACAACUGACCCAAUUCGAGAGCAAGUUAGGAGAUUUUUCUCAAAAACUGCCUAUCAAUUCAUACGUGGGCAUGAAAACAUCAUCCCCGACAGUGAUUGCCUCCCUGAGAGAUUCUGGCUUCUCUCCCGCCAUGGCACACGAUUAACUCCCGCCAAAGAUACAAAAAUCCUGCGAGAGAAGCUCCCAGAAAUUCAAAAAGAAAUUCUCGAAAAUUAUGCUCGUGAUCCUAAAAACUCCGAACUCUGUGCUGAGGAUCUCCACCUCCUGGAAGCCUGGAAGUGGGAUACAAACGUCACAGAGGAUCAAUCUGAGUACCUCUCGCAGCAGGGAUGGGAAGACUUGAGGGGGAUAGCAAAGUAUUUUCAGCAGCAAUUCCCUCAACGAUUCCCCAGGAAGUAUUCUGAAGAAAAAUUCUUCUUUCGACACACAAAUAAACAGAGAACCGAAGCAAGUUUUCAGGCUUUUGCUGAAGGACUUUUUGGAUCCUAUGCGAAUGUUAAAACUGCCCCAAUUCCAGACAAGGAUACUCUUCUCAGGCCCUAUGAUUUCUCCGAGGAAUGGCAAGAGCAGAAGAAGGAAAUUUACCAAGAAGGAUCAGAAUACAUGAAAUUCCGGAAGAGUCCUGAAUUCCUAAAUGUUCUCGCGAGUGUGUCAAAGAGGGGAGGAUACCGAGAUGUCCAAGCGGCUGAAAAGGUCGAAUUGAUCUUCAAAGCUUGUACUUACGAGCAGGCAUGGAGGAUUCAUGAGCCAAGUUCCUGGUGUUCGCUCUUCACACCGGAUGAUGUAAAAGUCCUUGAGUAUCUGCACGAUCUUGAGGAAUACUAUCUAUCUGGGAGUGGAUCAGAACUCAACAAACUUCUCCCUUUGGAACUACUUGAUAACUUCCUGAAUCACUUUAUUAACGAGUCUGAACCGCGAGUUGUGGCUUUCUUUGCUCAUUCAACAAUCAUUGAACUCUUUCUCACCACAAUGGGUCUGGCGGAGGAUGAAAUGGACCUCAGGGCGGAUAAUUAUGAAGAAAUGAAAAAUCGCAAGUGGCGGACGAGCCUUCUUGCUCCAUUUGCCGGAAAUCUCGCCGUUGUUGGCUUCACCUGCAAGCCCCAAAGUAAAAAUCAUCUAAUGUUCAUUCUCAAUGAGAAAGUUCUGAGUGUUGUGAAUUAGAGAGAGAAGAGAAAAAGAAGUUAAUUGAUCACUUGGCAAAAAUGCUAAUAUUCAAUAAUUCUGACUUUACAAAGAAAACAGGAGAAGAGAAUUCGUUGAAAAUUCAUGUCGCCGAGUGGCCCUGAAAGGGAAAUAAAAAGACCUAAAUAAUGAAUAAUUCCAGAAAUGGGAA